AUGAAAGAUCAUCCUUCUUUUGAGUACCACCAGUGGACUCUUUUGGACCCCAAAAACCCCAAAGACAAAACUUUGAUUGAAGACUACUUCUGCAACUCCGACGAAGUCCAGGGCAGGCCCAUCGCAGACUCCAAGGUCAAGGCAAACGACCAGACCCUCUACGUUUGGAUUCCCGAGCUGCAGCAGAAGACAGAAUAA
Eimeria tenella is the source of this 198-nucleotide messenger RNA. Its product is annotated as carbonic anhydrase domain containing protein, putative. Bases 1 to 198 code for a protein of 65 amino acids. The transcript is spliced from 2 exons. NCBI's taxonomy places the organism in Eukaryota, Apicomplexa, Conoidasida, Eucoccidiorida, Eimeriidae. Gene Ontology annotation, biological process: translational elongation. The record is from RefSeq and is a predicted model, not a curated record. Gene Ontology annotation, molecular function: translation elongation factor activity.